AUGGGGAAUAUAGUUGGAAAUGCUGUAUCAUCAGUCACAUCAGCUACUAUACCUCCAUUGGCUAGAAUUAUUCUCCCCCUUUUAAUUACAUUAGCGUUUGAUAAUCCAAAAACUACGACCAAUUUUAAAUCGAAGUAUGAUUACAUCGUAGUCUCCAUAGUUGGGGCAGGAGCAGCAGGUUCGGUGAUAGCUGCUCGGCUUUCUGAAGAUCGUUGUGUAUCAGUACUACUUCUUGAAGCCGGUCCAAAAGCCAUUCCACUAACAGAAGGACCGGCCCUUCAAUUUCUCUCUCAAAACAGCCGGCAUGACUGGGGAUACAAAACUGUUCCACAAAAGAGGGGAGCCCUAUAUCUACUUAAUCGACAAAUGGUAACUCCAAGAGGCAAAGGAUUAGGUGGGUCAACUUUGUUGAAUUAUAUGCUGUAUGUGAGAGGUAACCGCCGUGAUUACGAUGGUUGGGCAAAACAGGGUGCGACUGGAUGGUCCUGGAAAGAUGUCUAUCCAUACUUUCUUAAAUCUGAAGGCAACACAGAUCCAAAAAUCGUUGCAGAAGGUUACCACAACACAAGUGGACCCUUGACUAUUCAAAGUGCCCAGUGGAGCACUCCAUUGAUGGAAGCAUGGAAAAAGGCAGCUGCUGAACGUGGAUAUGAGUAUAGAGACAUUAAUGGAGAAAAGCAAACCGUUCUUUUCAAUGAAGGAUUUCAUAAACUACAAGGAUUUACGAGAAAUGGUCGAAGAUGCAGCGCAUCCAAAGCGUUUCUAGUACCUGCGCAAGAUCGUCCAAAUUUAGACAUUGUUACUGAUGCUUUAGUCACAAAGAUAUUAAUAGACAAAAAUAAGAAUGCAUACGGAGUGAAAUUUCAAAAAGAUGGUAAAGAUCAUGAAGUUCAUAUUAACAAAGAAGUUAUUGUGAGCGGAGGAAGCAUUAAUUCUCCUCAACUUUUGAUGCUUUCAGGAAUCGGUCCCAGGAAACACCUCGAAGCAAAAGGGGUGAGUCUGUUUCAACAAUUUUAUUUUUACUUCAUUUGUCAGAUACCAGUAAUUGAAGAUUUACCUGUAGGAGACAAUUUACAAGAUCAUGUAGGUAGUAUAUUCUUACAUUUUAAAGCAACAGGAUCAAAAGAUACAAUUCAACAAAUUCUUAGUAGACCACUUUGUAAUCUGGUUGAUUACAAUUUAAGAGGAACAGAAAUUACAGGGCCUUUUGCAAGCCUCAACGGUGUAGAAGGUCAAGCUUGGGUUAAUUCUAAAUUCAAUGAUCCUUCUCUUGAUUGGCCUGAUUUAGAGAUUCAAUUAGAUGCUUUCUCACCCACGUCUGAUGCAGGAUUGCUAUCCGGCCAUUUGUUGGGUAUUCCGCAAAAAGUGAUCAAUCAGGUCUACCUUCCAUAUCUGGGAAAGCAUACUUUCACGAUGUUCUCAUGCUUCCUGAGACCUUUCAGCAGAGGAACUGUAAGGCUUGCUACAGCAAAUCCUAAUGAUCAUAUUCUCAUAGAUCCUAACACUUUCGCAAACGCAAGUGACAUUGACCGAGUACAGGCAGUACUGCAAGAAAAUGUGGAUAUUGUAACCAAAACAAAGGCUUUCAAAGAAAUUGGUGCAAAAUUAUUUGAAACGAAAUUUCCUGGAUGCGAACAAUUUGUAGCAAACAGUACGUAUUAUUCUCCGGAGUACUUAAGAUGCAUUGCUGUGGGUUACACAUUCAAUUUUUACCAUCCAGUUGGUACAUGCAAAAUGGGAAGUGCCGAUGACAAAACUACAGUUGUCGAUCCAAAGUUAAAGGUAAAAGGAAUAAGGAAUUUACGAGUGGCAGACGGAUCCAUCAUUCCGAAUCAGGUAUCUGGAAAUACUGAAGCACCGAUCAUCAUGAUUGGAGAAAAAUGCUCUGAUAUGAUCAAAGCUGACAAUCCUGAUCGGAAUAAUUGCUAACUAAGUGG
Messenger RNA from Parasteatoda tepidariorum (common house spider), 1937 nucleotides. The record is from RefSeq and is a predicted model, not a curated record. NCBI's taxonomy places the organism in Eukaryota, Metazoa, Arthropoda, Arachnida, Araneae, Theridiidae.